Propithecus coquereli (Coquerel's sifaka) is the source of this 290-nucleotide messenger RNA. RefSeq names its product small proline-rich protein 2E-like. Gene Ontology annotation, cellular component: cornified envelope. The record is from RefSeq and is a predicted model, not a curated record. Lineage: Eukaryota; Metazoa; Chordata; Mammalia; Primates; Indriidae. The coding region runs from base 17 to 208 and encodes 63 amino acids. The transcript has a single exon.
CUGAGACUCCAGAAAGAUGUCUUAUCAACAGCAGCAGUGCAAGCGGCCCUACCAGCCACCUCCUGUGUGCCCACCCCCAAAGUGCCCUGAGCCCUGCCCACCCCCAAAGUGCCCUGAGCCCUGCCCACCUCAGCAGUGCCAGCAGAAAUGCCCUCCCGUGCAGCCUCCUGCACCUUGCCAGCAGAAGUGUCCGCCCAAGAGCAAGUAACAGCUUGAGGAUUCAUCAGGACCGUGAAAGGAUGAGGACAAUUGGCUCACCUGUUCUAAAGCUCCACCCUCACAUUCUCUUC